AUGGUGGAUACUGACUACAAGAAGGCACGAAAAUUCGAAGGGGGUUUGGAUCUGGACGUGUUUGAUAUUGUAGGCGUUUUAAAGUUGCCUAUAUACGUGGAAGUACUUGAUAAAGCAUUGAUGGUGGAAGCCAUUCCGGCAGCAAAGAAACAAGUUCCAGGUAUGGAUUGGUUAACUAAAUACUAUGCCACCAUUGACUAUGUGAGUAAAUCUGUUGUGUUUCGACCACAAGGUGAUCCUGAGUUUGUCUUUACUGGGAAUGGGGCAGUUUCUUCACCGUACUUGAUUUCAUUUAUGAAGGCCAAGAAGUUGUUAAGAAAAGGGUGUCGGGGCUACUUAUGUUGUGUAAUGACUGAGUCUUUAGAUAUUGCUAGUGUGGAAACUAUACCUGCGGUUAAUGAAUUUCCGGAUGUCUUUCCAAAUGAUUUACUCGGAGACUUAAUUGAUUGGGAAAUUGAGUUCACCAUUGAUGUUGUACCCGAGACACAAGCGAUUUCUAAAACCCCAUACUGA
Camellia sinensis is the source of this 513-nucleotide messenger RNA. The record is from RefSeq and is a predicted model, not a curated record. NCBI's taxonomy places the organism in Eukaryota, Viridiplantae, Streptophyta, Magnoliopsida, Ericales, Theaceae.